Molecule: messenger RNA, 4497 nt
Organism: Lodderomyces oxycetoniae
Lineage: Eukaryota; Fungi; Ascomycota; Pichiomycetes; Serinales; Debaryomycetaceae
Gene: IML1
Product: Iml1p
Exons: 1
Coding region: 1-4497 (1498 amino acids)
Biological process (GO): positive regulation of autophagy; negative regulation of TORC1 signaling; intracellular signal transduction
Cellular component (GO): GATOR1 complex
Molecular function (GO): GTPase activator activity
Source: RefSeq, a predicted model, not a curated record
AUGCAACAUGCAAGGGUAUCGAACCGUACCAGUUCUUCGCAAUAUAAUGCAAGAAAAGAUAAGGAUUCAUCAAUUGGACACAGACAGAUGUCUGCCAACCAUGCAAGCUUAACUGUUGGUGUAAACAAAGUCUUCUCCAAUCGCCAAAUUGACAAUAGCACUGCUGACGGCUCAAAAACAGCCAAUCGACGAGUCAACCACGGCAUUAAACCAUUGGGAACGCCAUUAUUCAAGGUUCCUCUGGAUACCCAUACAAAGGAUACUCAAUAUCCACCUAUACAAGUUAAUUUAUGGUUUCACGAGUUUCGAACGACCCAGGAGGAGAUCUUAAUUGAUCCAAAAGCAUUUCCUGAAGGAAUUGUCCCGGGACAAGUCAUUGAGAUUCAAAGUCUUGGACCAAAGAGUAGUGCUGGUAAAAAAUUGGUAUUGAAACUAGGUCCAAAAAAUAUCCGUGAACAAACCGAUCUUCUGGAUAUAACGUCUUUGACCAAAACCCAAAGCCAAACUCAAUCACAGUUUCAAAUAUCAUUGAUGUCCAACCCAUUUCAGAAACUCUUGGACUUGGCUCCAAGAAGCCUUAUCCAAGUGAAGAAAGUAACCAAUUUAGAUUCAGUUGCUAUUGACUCUAUGGAGAUAUUCAUUAAGGAUGUCAACUUAUCGAGAGAUGCCAUGUGGCAAUUUUCGUCCUCUCUCGUUGACAAGUGCUGCUACACUGACCAACGGCUAUCGUAUUUGGGCUAUAGAAUUGGGGUUGUUAAGUACAUCUACAAGAGCGGCCGCAAGGUAUUUUCCGGAUAUAUCAAUGAGGAUACCAAAAUCAUUUAUAGAAGCGAAAGUGCCAAACUAACUGUUUUAAUCCAACUAUCACGGGAGAUGUGGCACUUUGAAGAAAAUGGCGAAAUCAUGUUUCAUAAGUUGGUAAACAAUUUGUUUCCAAAAAUAUUCCGACGUUGGAGAGACAAGGGUACCCACCAUUCCAUUACGAUUGUGUUAUUCACCAGUGUGGAUUUGACUGACAUACCUUGGACGCAUUUAAGUGCAGGUGAAAGACCACCCAAAAGACGUGAUUAUUUCAGAGUAGUAGUUGACCAAGUUAAUAUCCUACACUGGGAUCGAAUAAUGGCCAAUUUAAGAUUAGAAUUUGCAAACUUUAAAAGAGAUAUUAUGCUUCGUAAAGGUGAUGAUUCUAAUUAUAUAAUGGAAGGUCAACCAUUACCAGCAGUAAAGGGGAAUACUUUGGAGGCGCUCAAUGUCGGUUUAGUACUACUCAAUGACCGAUUUCGAAACACCGACCUUAAGCAUUCUCUAAACCAUUUCAUGUUGAUAACUGCGGGUAUCGGUUUGUUCGAUGUGGACUACAAGACGUUUUUGGAAACAAGUAAAAAAAUUACUAGCAUUGAUACUAGCCUUGACAUUAUAUGUUUAAGCGAACCUCCUUUGCAUGUAACUCCCUUAUUUCGGUUUAUUAAAAGUGGGAAACUUUGCCAUUGUGUUCCUGUUUGGUGUGAUAUAUCCUUUUAUAAAAACAGACAAGAGGAAAACUUUCAAUGGAUACCUAGAUGUAAAAUUUACGAGCUACAAAUGAUGGGAGUGAUGGAAAAUGAAAUUAAUGAUGCCAAAAUCCCGCGAUAUCACAUUGAUAGUCAAAUGCACUCGCUUCAAAAGAUUAUGGAAAGAUACGACGAGCAUAUAUUUAAGCCGAUACAGCACAACCAAGAAAGUAAAAAAGAGGUGGAGGUUGAAGCUAAGCUUGAAGAACCUAAAUUCAAAGCACCCAAAGUAAAAGAUUCAAAAGCUACUUUAUCACUAAUAUUCAAUGAGCGCACAUCACUUUUGCCAAUAUACAAUUCUACAACAAACUCAUCUGCAAUUGGAAUGGUGGCGCAUCCAAGCUCGGAGGUAUCAGCGCUUACAACUUUGUACAACAUUAACAAGAACCGAGAGGAUAAAACGCAAAUGUUUACUUCUUCUUUUUCUACUCCUUCUUCUUCGGAACAACCUUCUAAUUUAAAAGCAUCAGUUUCCGCCUCCUCAAAGCUACCGAGAAUCAUCCAAAACUUCCGAAAGGACUCCUCCUCCUCCUCUUCUGCAGCGGCGGCGGCUGCAGUUACUAAUACUACUAAUACUACUACUACCCCUACUACCCCCAAAAUAAUAAAUGGCGAGAAACUCUUUUCAAGAAGAGACAAUAUUAGACGUGCUUAUAUUGCUGAAGCACAAACAAAAACAAACAACGAGAAAAGAGCAUCUGUUUCGGAAACACAAGCAGAAGCACCAUAUGCUGCGUAUUGGAUCGAGAUCAAAAACCCUUCAAGAGAUGUGGGUAGUGAUAUAAUGCACAAGGCCCCAUUAAGCAAAUGGAGCAAUUUAUUUCCAGAUAACAUUCAGAGAAAGAUUAUUAAAUGGAGAUCGUUUCAAGCUCCUGCUGCGUUACCAAUUGUAUCUAGGGCGUUCCCAACACUACAACAGAUACAGGAAAACUACACUUCUCAAACGUACUCUAUAUACUUGAGUCCGGAAAACUACUUGGAACUUACAACGACAUCGGAGUUGAUGAGGGAAAUGAUUCAAUUGAGGUUGAUGUUGGGUUUUCAAAUUUGUUAUGGUGAGAAAGUUAAAAAAGUCGAAGCCGAAAGAAAACACACGGGAAACGCUGAUAGUGUUAUUAAAUAUUUUCCGCUGGGUGAUUGUAAUGGCUCGAGAAUCUAUAUGUCCCUUGAUGAUGAAAUUCAUCGUAUACACUGCGACUAUGGUGGCAAUUUAAACGUUCAAUUAUACAGGAAGACCAAGUUGGAGGAGGAGUCCAAAAUCACUUUAGGCCAACGAAAACCACAGUCGUAUUUCCCAUUGAUUAGAACAAGAUAUGCGGACGAAUACGGGCCUUCACAAGUUGACACCUUAGCCUCACAUCCUCAAACUUACAAUUGGAAUCAAUUUGAUCAGUUAUUGGCUGGAUUAGAUGAUGCUAUGCCCGAUAAUAAAAAGGAAUUUCACAAGAUGAAGUUUGUUGUCAUGCCUGCCGAGAUUCCCAAAAAUGCGUAUUCACUUACCAACGAACAUUUAAAUGCAGAGGAAAUCAGAGUUGAGGGAUUGAGAAAAUUGAUUGCAUAUAUUGAAAAGGGAAAAUAUGUUAGAAAUCAAUCGUACUCCAAGGCUUCAGAAAGAUAUUUUGAUAUUAUUUUCUAUACUGGAAACUUGUACGAUUUUUUGACCAACGAGGCGCAAAAUUAUGAUAUUACAGGGAACCAGCUGAUCUUAAUGAUCCCAGAAAACGCGCGAUUCAACAAAAAUGUGAAGUUAUCAGAGCUAGCAAUGGAGUUGCAGCAUCAGAAAUCUGGGUUGAACUUGGUGGAUCGGACUUGGCAUUUCAAGCGUCAUUUACAAUGCUUUAUCGGUAGUGAAUUUGUAACAUGGAUAAUGGAUUGUUUUGAAGACAUCCACACCCGAGAAGAAGCAACCGCUUUUGGUCAAAGUCUCAUGGACAAAGGUCUCUUCAAACAUGUUGAGCUGAGACAUGGCUUUAUAGAUGGAUAUUAUUUUUACGAGUUUGAACCGCAGUAUUUGGAAAAGAUUGACAAAACAAAUCGUGGAUCAUCAUGGUUUAGCAGCAAUGUUAAGAAGGACGGAUCACUCACUCCUAAAAGCAACUCUUCACCAAAAGUUCAAAGUGUAGGGGAGUUGGUCAAAAUCACUUCGUCGCAAAAUCUUUCAUUUGAUGCUUCGUCCUUGGCCGACUCCACUGGGAGAAAAAGGAUGAAAUUCAUUCUUGGUAGAUCUGUCAAGUUUGAUGUUGAUCCUUUGCGCAAGUCCUAUAGACCCGAAUUAGUUACUGUUCAUUACGAUAGAGUGCAUAAUCCUGAGCACUGUUAUCACAUCCGCUUACAAUGGCUCAACACCACCAAUAAGUUUGUCGAAGAUACAAUCACAACUUGGUCUCGAAUGUGCGAGAAAUAUGGAUUGAAAUUAGUAGAGACACCAUGGAAAGAAUUGUGUGAGAUACCCAAGGUGAAUCCGUUCCACUCCUUUGUAGAAGUAAAGUUAUUGCUAAACCCUUGGCUUGAAGAGGAGUUUGCGGAUGACAAAAUUUUAUCAACCAACAAGUAUUACUAUCAUUUGUAUUUUUUGAAAAAAUUGGAGUUCUUUUUGGAUAAUAGGACAUCAUCAUUUUUUCAGAAGGACAAUAUAGAUAUAACGUAUAGUUGGGGUAAACCUACAUUCCAAUACGCGCAAUUCAUUCACAAAACAGGAUUCUACAUUGUAGAGUUGAGAGAUAACGGAGACUUUUUCUUGGCACCCAACAAUAUGCAUUUGACUAGAAUUGGAUUAUCAAGCACUCCAGCUGGUGAGUAUGAAACAACGGCGAGAGCUAUUCAUUUGGACUCUCAAAAGAUAAUGCUAUAUUUCCGAGCAGCUUGUCAAAACCAGGAGUUUUUGAAAAAGGUGUUUCAUGAAGCAAAAUAUACGUGGUCUGAAGAGACAAUCACACAAAUCAAUUAA